Messenger RNA from Dujonia railenensis, 864 nucleotides. NCBI's taxonomy places the organism in Eukaryota, Fungi, Ascomycota, Pichiomycetes, Serinales, Debaryomycetaceae. The record is from the annotation of a GenBank genome assembly.
AUGUCAGACCCAAAACCACUCCCAUUCAUUUAUCAGUUCGGUGCAGGUGCCAUCGCUGGUGUCAGUGAAAUCUUAGUUAUGUACCCAUUGGAUGUCGUUAAGACCAGACAACAAUUGGAUAACACUAACGCAUACAACGGUACCAUCAACUGUAUCAAAAAGAUCGUCAAAGAAGAAGGAUUCUCAAGAUUAUACAAGGGGAUCUCUGCUCCGAUCUUGAUGGAAGCUCCAAAGAGAGCCACCAAGUUUGCAGCUAACGAUGAAUGGGGAAAGAUUUAUAAGAAGGCAUUUGGUGUGACUGCCAUGACCCAAGGGUUAUCCAUUUUAACAGGUGCCACUGCUGGUGCAACUGAAUCAUUCGUCGUGGUUCCAUUUGAAUUGAUCAAGAUCAAGUUACAAGACAAGACCUCAAAGUUCAACGGUAUGGGAGAAGUAGCAAAGCAUAUUAUCAAGGAAAACGGUGUUCUUGGUUUAUAUAAGGGUUUAGAGUCAACUUUGUGGAGACACGUUCUGUGGAAUGCUGGUUAUUUUGGAUGUAUUUUCCAAGUUAAGAGUUUGAUGCCUAAACCAAAGACUUCUACUGAGAAGACCUUGUCGGAUUUGACAUCUGGUGCCAUUGGUGGAACUUUUGGUACUAUUUUGAAUACCCCAUUUGAUGUUGUCAAGUCAAGAAUCCAAGCUGGUUCCACUAGAUACGUCUGGACCUUACCAUCUUUGGCUACUGUGGCCAAGGAAGAAGGAUUCGGUGCGUUAUAUAAGGGUUUCAUUCCAAAGGUGUUGAGAUUGGGACCAGGUGGUGGUAUUUUGUUGGUUGUUUUCACGGCUUGUAUGGAUUUCUUCAGAUCUUACCACGAGGGUAAUUAG